Molecule: messenger RNA, 1080 nt
Organism: Penicillium soppii
Lineage: Eukaryota; Fungi; Ascomycota; Eurotiomycetes; Eurotiales; Aspergillaceae
Product: TauD/TfdA dioxygenase family protein
Exons: 8
Coding region: 1-1080 (359 amino acids)
Cellular component (GO): cytoplasm
Molecular function (GO): 2-oxoglutarate-dependent dioxygenase activity
Source: RefSeq, a predicted model, not a curated record
AUGGCUCAUCUAGAAGCACGCAAACAUAUUUCUCCCGAUUCGGGCUUCCCGAUCACACUGCAUCCGCAUUUUAACGACAAGAUUAAGAACCACAACCCUCCCGAGCCACCCCGGGAGCCUAUUACCCCGCCCAAGGACCGGGCGCUAUAUGCAGAUCCAGAAAAGAAAUCAUUAUUCUCCGUGGCGAAGCGAGUUGACCUGACUGAGUCAGUUGGGACCGUUCUUGAGAACGUGCAGUUGUCCCAGUUGACUGGUGAUCAGCUAGAUGAACUGGCGUUGCUGGUUAAUGAGCGUGGAGUUGUCUUUUUCCGUGAGCAAGACCUUACGACUGAGAAGCAAGUUGAGCUAUUUCAGCAUUAUGGUAGCCGUGAAGAUCAUCGGGAAAUUCUAAGCUACACACCCUGGAAACCUUAUAAUGUGCAGCCAAGUGGAGACUUCCAUGCCGACACCUCAUUUGAGAUCAACCCCCCAUCCUACUCUCUUUUGAGAAUGGAAGAGCACCCCGAAGUUGGAGGCGACACAGCCUGGGUAUCCCAAUAUGGUCUGUACGACGCUUUGAGCAAUGCAUACAAGAAGUUCCUUGAUGGUCUGCACGCCGUGCAUACUUCAAGGCUGCAAUAUGAUACCAUUCUUGACUUAUGGGGCGCGGGUCCAAACCGCCCUCCAAUUGAUACACAUCACCCGGCUGUCCGGACGCAUCCAGUCACGAAGCUCAAAGCCCUUAAUGUCAACCCUGGAUUCGUGACUGGCUUUGCAGAACUUAAAAAACUGGAGUCUGACAAGAUUCUCGAUUUCUUAGCGUAUCACAUCCACUCGGCUGACGACCACUACGUUCGCUGGAAAUGGGCCGUUGGGAGCGUUGCUAUGUGGGACAAUCGGUAUUUAAAACAAGUUCUCUUCACGGCGACAUACUUAUGCGCCCUUAGGUGUACGCUUCAUCGAGUCAUCCCUGGCACUUACAAAGGGCUCCGGCGAGGUAUCCGAACUACGGUUUUUGGCGAAAGACCUUAUCUCGAUCCGACAAGCGAAAGUCGAGCGGAACGGAAGCUACGCGAAGAUGGCGAAAACAGCGCUACUUAG